AUGAGUGAACAGCAGCAGGCGAACGAGGCCGAGAAGAACAUUGAGAUAUGGAAGGUCAAGAAGCUCAUCAAGCGCCUGGAACAGGCCCGUGGUAACGGAACCUCCAUGAUUUCGCUCAUCAUCCCCCCCAAGGAUCAAAUCUCCCGAGUCGCAAAGAUGUUGGCUGAAGAGUACGGAACUGCUAGUAACAUCAAGUCUCGCGUCAACCGUCUCUCCGUUCUGUCGGCCAUCACUUCGACCCAGCAGCGCCUCAAGCUCUACAACAAGGUNCCCCCGAACGGUCUCGUUGUCUACUGUGGUGAAAUCAUCACUGCCGAAGGAAAGGAGAGAAAGAUCAACAUCGAUUUCGAGCCCUUCAAGCCCAUCAACACCUCCUUGUACCUCUGCGACAACAAGUUCCACACCGAGGCUCUGAGCGAGCUGCUGGAGUCCGACCAGGCCUUUGGUUUCAUCAUCAUGGACGGUAACGGUGCCCUCUUCGGUACCCUCUCUGGAAACACCCGUGAGAUUCGCCAAAAGUUCUCGGUCGAUCUUCCCAAGAAGCACGGUCGUGGUGGUCAGUCUGCCCUGCGUUUUGCUCGUCUGCGCGAGGAGAAGCGUCACAACUACGUCCGCAAGGUCGCAGAACACGCCGUCCAGAACUUCAUCACCGACAACAAGGUCAACGUUGCUGGUCUGAUUCUUGCUGGUUCCGCCGAUUUCAAGAACGACCUCAACCAGUCCGAUCUCUUUGAUGGUCGUCUGUCCGCCAAGGUCGUCAAGGUUGUCGACGUUUCUUACGGUGGUGAGAACGGAUUCAACCAGGCCAUCGAACUCUCCUCCGAGACCCUCGGUAACGUCAAGUUCAUCCAGGAGAAGAAGCUCAUCAACGCCUACUUCGACGAGAUUUCCCUGGACUCUGGCAAGGUUUGCUACGGUGUUGAGGAUACUCUUCGUGCUCUGGACGCUGGUGCUGCCGAGACUUUGAUCGUCUUCGAAAACCUGGAAAUUACCCGCUGGACUCUCAAGUCUUCUUCUGGUGGCGAGAUCAUUCUGCACACCAACAAGGAGCAGGAGGCCGACCGCAGCCAAUUCAUGGACAAGGAGACUGGCCAAGAGAUGGAAAUUAUCGAGCAGAUCUCUCUCCUCGAGUGGCUGGCUGAGAAGUACCGCGACUUUGGUGCCAACCUUGAGUUCGUCUCGGACCGUUCCUCUGAGGGCAACCAGUUUGUCAAGGGUUUCGGUGGUAUCGGUGCCAUGAUGCGUUACAAGCUCAAUUUCGAGCAGCUCGCAGAGGUUGAUGAGUCUGAUGAUGAGUUCUACGAUGAUUGA
This is a messenger RNA of Aureobasidium vineae, 1311 nucleotides long. Lineage: Eukaryota; Fungi; Ascomycota; Dothideomycetes; Dothideales; Saccotheciaceae. The record is from the annotation of a GenBank genome assembly.